CAGUUGGAUUUUGCCAUUGAAAGUGCGCGCAACGUCUAUAUAGAAGUAACCAAAGCAAAGCGAGUGAAGCUCUCAACAAAUGUGAUUUGCAGCUCAUUAGAAUUCACAAUGGCAAUUCUAUCAAAUAUUUAUCGGUUUUGGUUCUUUUUGCUGAUCGCAAAAGUAUACGCCGCGUUGGCCACGCCAGUGGCAAAUGGAAAUGCAGCAUACGAGAAGACAGCAGCGGAAAAUCCAGGCGAGCAGAGCAAACUAAGCAACUAUUUCUUGCACGAUCCAUACGGACCCAAUACCUAUGCCUUUGGUUAUGAGCUGGAGGAUGCAGCGUCUGGCAAUAUACAAUUCCGGGAUGAGCGACGCUAUUUGAAUGGCAGCAUUGAGGGCAGCUAUGGGUACGUGCGACCCGAUGGCCUCAUCCAGGUGACGCGCUACAGAGCUGAUGGGGACAGCGGCUAUUUGGCACAAUCCCAGAGCUAUGCACCGGGCGAUGAGCCAAUGGACGCCGUUUGGCCAACCAAGCGUCCGGAUAUAUUCAAGACACAGCACGUGAUGCAGCCGGCUGCAAAUGUGAGCUGGGAUGCGAAAAGUCAUUUGAAUGUGAGCGUGGAUCAAGUGCAGCAUGAGGUGGCCAAGCAGCUAAAGGAGCAGCAUGGCCUGGACUUGAAUCACAUCAAUGUCGAACAGGAUGUGCUGCAGCCAGCUGUGCUCGACAUCAUCAAUGGCAAGGCACCCCUAGUAAGCCAGCCCAAUGGCAGUUUGGCCUUUGAGACGUUGCACAACUUCAUCGACGAGGAUCUGCCUCUGGUGCCGUUCGAGCUGCCAGCCGAACAGCUGCUGGGCCCGAGCCAGAGCAAAUACAACAAAGCCAAGACCAAUAACGAUGAGAAGGCGCCGCAGACGGCAGCAACCACAGCUGCUGCUGCUGUUGACUCUAGCACCACAUUGCCCACGCCCCAGCCACUGAUAGUGAAUGAUGGGUCCAAUGCAAGCAGCUGGUACCAGCGAAUCAUUCAGGCGAAUCGUCGCGAGUUUCUUGAGCAUUUACCAAAUUUGAGCCAAGCCUGAGCAAAAGCAGCUGAAAAUGUAUCAUAAAUGUGGCUGCUCCACUGUAGCGCCAACAGCAUUGCCGACACGCCCCUUUGCAGCGUCUAAUAAGCAUUAGCACGCACGACACGCCGCGCCCGUCUUGAACGUUAUCUCCGAAUUGGUCUUCAGUUUAUGCAAUAUGGCCAACAACAAGUUUUACUCGAUAUUUAUACAUUUCACAUUUUACAUUUAACAUUUUUAUGAUUGGGUUUCUUUUUCUUCGCAGUGCACAUUUAUUAUUGUUGUCCGUCGUGCAUUCACUUUUAUUGCGGAGAAAUGAUUUAUAAAUGCUUUGGCUACACUCACAGCAAACUAAUGAAUGAUUGAUGGCUGCCUAAUUAUGAAGAGCUAACCAUAUCCAUGCUAAUGCUUAGUUUUAAUGCUUAUUAGAUAGAUUUCGGUUAUAUCCCAUAGAUGUAUAAAUAAAUAUAUGUAGUUAAAUAGUAAAUUUUAGAUAUUUGUAGUAAGAGUUGCUAGAAUAAAAAGAGGCUUUGAAAGUUGUAAAAGAAUUGUUUAUAUUGUUAGCAGCAAAUUUUAGUUGGAAAAAUUUUAAUAUUUUU
Messenger RNA from Drosophila mojavensis, 1643 nucleotides. RefSeq lists its product as uncharacterized. NCBI's taxonomy places the organism in Eukaryota, Metazoa, Arthropoda, Insecta, Diptera, Drosophilidae. Bases 109 to 1062 code for a protein of 317 amino acids. The transcript has 4 exons. The record is from RefSeq and is a predicted model, not a curated record. Gene Ontology annotation, cellular component: extracellular matrix.